Molecule: messenger RNA, 1556 nt
Organism: Ilex paraguariensis (yerba mate)
Lineage: Eukaryota; Viridiplantae; Streptophyta; Magnoliopsida; Aquifoliales; Aquifoliaceae
Source: the annotation of a GenBank genome assembly
GUCUCGUGUUCUUAUCAACGUCGUACCCGACAAAGCAGUGUAACCUGUGUGGGGUUACCAUUCUUCCAUUAGUCCUCUUCAUAGACUUUGGUGGAGCCUAAACUAAAAAACUAAUGAGAGCAAGUCCCACACUCAAGAUAUUCACCAAGAGUGAAUCCAGAACACACACAUAAAUAUAUAAUGUCAAUAUAUCACGUAUAUGAUUUGAAUCGGGGGCUAAAUGUCCCUAAACGAAGGACCAACUGCAGAAUAAUGGGAUUAGGGGCUGAAGUACAGAAGGUCUUACAUUGGAUUGCUCAGAGUGGCAAAAUUGGACUUUGUUUACUCUGGAUUAUUCUACAUUUGAUCAUCGGCAUAUGGUACUUUGCAGUCGAUAUAGUUCGUGCAAUUGAGAGUUAUCUUAUCUCUAGUGGUUUGUUUAAGAGGUACAAAGCCCUUGAUAUCAGCAAAGUCAGGUACCUGGCAAUUGUUAUAGACAGUGAAGAAGCUCGCCAGACUUCAAAGAUUAUUGAACUUUUGCGGUGGCUUGCAGCUAUUGGUAUAAAAAGUGUCUGCCUAUAUGAUCCAGAUGGAGUGAUGAAGAAAUUCAAGGAAGCCAUCAUGGCAAGGUUGGGUGAUGCAAAAUUAUCUGAGGAAGUUACUGUAAAUGAUCCACUUCUUGACCAAAAAUUUAUAGCUUUGGAAUUUGUUUCAUUCUUGGAUGGAAAGGAAGCAGUGGCCAAAGCAGCUAACCUACUUUUUGAUAAGUAUUACUUGGCUGGAGAUCAGGAAAAACCCAUCUUCACAGAAUCUAUCAUGGUUGAGGCAUUAAAGGCCAUUGGUUGUGUAGAGACGGAACCUGACCUUAUGUUAGUUUAUGGGCCUACAAGAUGCCAUCUGGGUUUCCCAGCAUGGAGAAUUCGUUACACUGAGAUUGUACAUAUGGGUCGAUUGAAGACCAUGAAAUGUGGUUCCCUAAUAAAAGCCAUUCACAAAUUCACAAUGGUGCGCCAAAACUAUGGUACAUAGGCCAGAACUUUUGAAGCAAAUUUGCUUAUGUGACCUGUGCAAGAGUAAGGAGUAUGGGAGAAUGUGGAAUGGGGUUUUUUGAGGUGGUGGUUUUCGUAUGUGGAUUUAGGUAUUGGUGGUUGGGGAUUUGAGGUGAUAGUGGUAGUUCUGGGUGUUGUUCGACUUAUAGCGCUUCAGUUGGUGAAAAUUUUGGGUUUUGGUAUUUAGGAGUGGGUGGGGGAUUGGUUUGAGGUGCUGGGUUUGUGGUGGUGGUGGAGGGCCGAGGGAGAGGAGAAGAGUUGCAGAUUUUUCAUUUUUGUUUUUUUUUUCUUAUGACUUUACUCUUUACGAUUUGUUUUUAAAAUCGUUUUAUUUUGUAAUUUUAUUAAGGAUAACGUAGGCAUUUUAACAAAGAUGUCUAUAAUUUGGUUAGUUGAUUUAGGGUUUACUUAUUGGAUGGGGUUGACUGUAAGUUGACCUUAAAUCUCUAGGUUUCUUUGUAAUUCAUAAAACCUCGUAAGAUGGAGUGUAUUUUUAUAAAUCUUAUGUGUUGUUAGUGUAAUUUGUUC